ACGGCGGCCGGGAUUCGGUGCUGGAGGCGGCCGAUCAGGUUUGUUGGUUGGGGGCUGGGUGCAGCGGGAGGCCGCGGGUGAGGCCGCGGGUGAGGCCGCAGUUGCACUCUUCGCCCCGCGCGAAGGUGUCUUCUCGUCCCGACCCGCACAGCUCGGUGGUUUGCGGCCUCCUGAGGGCCGGCGAGGUACUGACCUGAGGGACGGGUCUGCCUGGGGCGGGGGGGCCCUUCUCGAGUGCCGCUCGGAAGCCGCGCGGUCACCGCCGCUCUUUGUUAAUCACUGACACCCGGGAGGUCCGUUGUCACGGAGGCCUUUGUUGGAAGCCUCUGCUUCCGUCGGGCGACGCGGGGCUGCCUGACAGCUGUGCUGACAUCCUUCACAGAACAAGGGAAGAUUGGGUACCACGUGGUGAAAGCGUUUUAAAGGAGCAGUAUCAUGGUUAUGAAAGCUUCAGUAGAAGAUGAUGAUUCAGGAUGGGAGCUUGGCAUGCCUGACAAGAUGGAAAAGAGUAAUACAGACUGGGUAGAUAUAACCCAGGAUUUUGAAGAAGCUUGUAGAGAACUAAAGUUAGGAGAAUUGCUUCAUGACAAACUUUUUGGUCUUUUUGAAGCAAUGUCUGCCAUUGAAAUGAUGGAUCCCAAGAUGGAUGCUGGUAUGAUUGGAAACCAAGUUAAUAGAAAAGUUCUGAACUUCGAGCAAGCUAUUAAGGAUGGCACCAUUAAGAUAAAGGAUCUCACUUCACCUGAGCUGAUAGGAAUAAUGGAUACGUGCUUUUGUUGUUUGAUAACAUGGUUAGAAGGACAUUCCUUGGCACAGACAGUAUUCACUUGCCUUUAUAUUCAUAAUCCAGACUUCAUAGAAGAUCCUGCUAUGAAGGCUUUUGCUCUGGGGAUCCUAAAAAUCUGUGAUAUUGCCAGAGAAAAAGUCAACAAAGCAGCUGUUUUUGAGGAGGAAGAUUUCCAAUCAAUGACAUAUGGAUUUAAAAUGGCCAACAGCGUGACAGACCUCAGAGUUACAGGUAUGCUAAAAGAUGUAGAAGAUGACAUGCAAAGACGAGUGAAGAGCACUCGAAGUCGGCAAGGAGAAGAGAGAGAUCCUGAAGUUGAACUUGAACAUCAACAGUGUUUAGCUGUAUUCAGCAGAGUAAAGUUUACCCGGGUACUACUGACUGUUCUAAUAGCCUUUACCAAAAAAGAGACAAGUGCAGUUGCAGAAGCUCAGAAAUUGAUGACUCAGGCAGCUGACUUGCUGUCUGCUAUCCAUAAUUCAUUGCAUCAUGGUAUACAGGCACAGAAUGAUACCACUAAGGGAGACCACCCUAUUAUGAUGGGCUUUGAACCUCUUGUUAAUCAGAGGUUGCUGCCUCCAACUUUCCCUCGGUAUGCAAAAAUAAUUAAAAGGGAAGAAAUGGUCAAUUAUUUUUCCAAACUAAUAGACCGAAUAAAAACUGUAUGUGAAGUGGUAAACUUAACUAAUUUGCACUGUAUAUUGGAUUUUUUCUGUGAAUUUAGUGAGCAAUCACCAUGUGUUCUUUCAAGAUCUCUGUUACAGACUACUUUUCUGGUAGAUAAUAAGAAGGUGUUUGGUACUCACCUCAUGCAAGAUAUGGUGAAAGAUGCUUUAAGAUCUUUUGUCAGUCCUCCAGUACUUUCUCCAAAAUGUUGUCUUUAUAACAAUCACCAGGCUAAGGACUACAUUGAUUCCUUUGUGACACAUUGUGUUCGGCCAUUCUGUAGCCUGAUUCAAAUUCAUGGACACAACAGAGCUCGUCAGAGAGAUAAACUGGGUCACAUUCUAGAGGAGUUUGCCACCCUUCAGGAUGAGGCAGAGAAAGUAGAUGCAGCACUUCAUAGUAUGUUACUGAAGCAGGAACCACAAAGACAACAUUUGGCAUGCUUGGGCACCUGGGUCUUAUAUCAUAACCUCCGUAUUAUGAUACAGUAUCUUCUGAGUGGGUUUGAGUUGGAACUUUACAGUAUGCAUGAAUAUUACUAUAUAUAUUGGUACCUAUCAGAGUUCCUCUAUGCUUGGUUGAUGUCAACGCUGAGCCGUGCUGACAGCUCUCAAAUGGCAGAAGAGAGAAUAAUGGAAGAACAACAGAAGGGCCGUAGUAGCAAGAAAACCAAGAAAAAGAAGAAAGUUCGCCCUCUGAGCAGAGAGAUCACUAUGAGCCAGGCAUACCAAAAUAUGUGUGCUGGGAUGUACAAGACAAUGAUUGCAUUUGACAUGGAUGGCAAAGUAAGAAAACCGAAAUUUGAAUUGGAUAGUGAACAAGUGCGGUAUGAGCACAGGUUUGCUCCAUUCAACAGUGUUAUAACACCACCCCCAGUGCACUACCUGCAGUUUAAAGAAAUGUCUGAUUUAAAUAAGUACAGCCCCCCUCCUCAAUCAGCAGAUCUCUACAUGGCAGCUAGCAAACACUUCCAGCAAGCUAAAAUGAUUCUUGAGAAUAUUCCUAAUCCAGACCAUGAGGUCAAUCGAAUUCUAAAAGUUGCUAAACCCAAUAUUGUGGUCAUGAAGCUUCUGGCAGGAGGUCACAAAAAAGACUCUAAGGUUCCUCCAGAAUUUGACUUCUCUCCUCAUAAAUAUUUUCCAGUUGUGAAGCUUGUUUGAAAGAUUAGACUGUUGUUAGGAUAAUCGGGUACCAGUGGUAAGGAUGGAAUAUCUAGUAAUGUACCAGCUGAGGGGGAUUGCUAGGAUAAAAGUACUGAUUUAUGGAAUAUCUCUAGCCUGCCUUCUUUAUAUGAACUGAAUGACAACUGCUGUUUUAAAGUGGUGUUUUAUAAUGUUUAUCAGGUGAAGCUGAUUUUAAUCAACUGUAUUGUUGAAAAAUGUUGUACCUUCUUUGAUUUAAGUAAAGAUUUAAUCAAAAAUCACUUGUAUGAAUGAGCCUUGACAGAAAAUGGUGUAUAAACACUCAUUGCUGAAUAAAAAUAAUGCUUUCAGCAA
Molecule: messenger RNA, 2949 nt
Organism: Gallus gallus (chicken)
Lineage: Eukaryota; Metazoa; Chordata; Aves; Galliformes; Phasianidae
Gene: NAA35
Product: N(alpha)-acetyltransferase 35, NatC auxiliary subunit
Exons: 24
Coding region: 436-2613 (725 amino acids)
Biological process (GO): N-terminal peptidyl-methionine acetylation
Cellular component (GO): NatC complex
Source: RefSeq, a predicted model, not a curated record